Arthroderma uncinatum is the source of this 1020-nucleotide messenger RNA. RefSeq names its product amino-acid transporter Arg-13. The coding region runs from base 1 to 1020 and encodes 339 amino acids. Lineage: Eukaryota; Fungi; Ascomycota; Eurotiomycetes; Onygenales; Arthrodermataceae. Gene Ontology annotation, biological process: mitochondrial L-ornithine transmembrane transport. The record is from RefSeq and is a predicted model, not a curated record. Gene Ontology annotation, molecular function: L-ornithine transmembrane transporter activity. The transcript has 2 exons.
AUGGCCAUGGAUGGAGAUACGCUCUCAGCGGUGAAGCAGCAGCCGACCAUCCAUGCGAUGAACGUCGAGCUCUCCGACCUGCCUGUGAGGGCUCAACAUCAUGGCAUCGAUGCGGCCAAGGACAUCGUCUUCGGCUCUAUCGCCGGAAUGGUCGGAAAAUGCAUCGAAUACCCCUUCGACACCGUCAAAGUACGCCUACAGUCCCAGCCUGACGGCGUCCCCCUCCGCUACAAUGGCCCAAUCGAUUGUUUCCGCCAGUCCCUCCGUCAAGAAGGCAUACAUGGUCUAUACCGCGGCAUCAGCGCUCCCCUUCUCGGUGCUGCGAUCGAAAACAGCUCUCUCUUCUUCAGCUACCGUCUCACACAAAACCUGGCACGGAAAUACAUCUACGGUGGCCAGGAGAAUCUUCCCUACACCGGUUUGCUAGCUUGCGGUGCUGCAUCUGGCUCAUUCACUUCCAUACUCCUCACGCCCGUCGAGCUGGUUAAAUGCAAAAUGCAAGUUCCCAGCGGCGAGCACGCAAAAACACUCCGACCACUGGCUAUCGUCUCGGCUGUGUUUCGAACGCAUGGGCUUCUGGGUCUCUGGCGCGGCCAGCUAGGCACCUUGAUACGUGAAACGGGCGGUUCUGCAUCGUGGUUCGGUGGUUAUGAAGGUGUCUCUGCGAUGUUUCGGCAUUAUAAUUCUCCGCCGCAAGGGAAACUGGGGAGUAACGAUGAGCAGCCGAAUCUACCGGUAUAUCAGCAGAUGAUCGCCGGAGCGACGGCCGGUGUCCUCUAUAACUUCAUCUUCUACCCAGCCGACACCAUCAAGUCGCGGAUUCAGACAGAGGAUAUCGCCGCGCAUUCGGCCAAGGGUGGUACGAAGAUGCCUUCCUUUUGGUCCGUGGGGAAAACUCUCUGGAAGCAGCACGGGCUAGCUGGGCUGUAUCGUGGGUGUGGCAUAACAGUUGCUCGAUCAGCGCCCAGCUCUGCCUUUAUAUUCGUUAUAUACGAGGGACUAAAGUCGCAUUUCCAGUAG